GCACGCUGCUCCUCGAGCUACCGACGACUUUCUGGAUCAUACUAAGCCCCUUCGCUCUGUCACUUCUGCAGGCUUCACCUGGACCACGACCUCCACGCGAAUCUAGGCUGCAUUCACUUUGUGCCGGAUCCGGUGCAUCAUCGCCUACCGCCCGGCGUUCAACCUUUAACCUUGCUGGCUGGCAUUACCGCUUCCACUUAACACCUGCACGCCCUCUUCUCUGCCGAGAUUGCUCUACCUCCUAUCGCCUUUCCACCACCGCCUUGCUCCUGCAACAGCACCGCAGCAGCUCCCGACACCCGCUUCCAGCGACGCCUCCGCACCGCUGACGACAGCCUACCUCAGCCGCCACCAUGGCUGCAGAACGAGCGCUCAUGAACGAGUACAAGUCCCUCGCAAAAGAGACCUGGACUGAUAUCUCGCUGAUCAACGAGAACAUCUUCGAGUGGUCCGUGGCAUUGAUCGUGCUGAAUCCCGACUCCAUCUACUAUGGCGGCUACUACAAGGCGAAGAUGACCUUUCCCAAAAACUACCCCUACGAGCCACCGACGUUCACCUUCACUCGCCCCUUGUGGCAUCCCAACGUCUAUACCGACGGCCGUCUCUGCAUCUCCAUUCUACACCAGCCCGGGGAGGACCUCAUGAGCGGGGAGGAUGCGGGUGAGCGGUGGUCACCAGUACAGCGGGUGGAGAGCGUCCUCAUAUCCGUCCUGUCGCUGCUGGAUGAUGCGGAGUGCAGCUCACCCGCCAAUGUGGACGCCGGUGUGCAGUUGAGGAACGAUCCCGAGGGGUACAAGAAGCGUGUCGCGGAGGAUCGUGAGAAGAGCAAGCAAGACAUCCCUGCAGGGUUCGAGAUGCCGACCCAUGAGACCGCGUUCAAGAAGGAGGAAAAGGUCGUCGACAUGAGCUGGAGCGACAGUGAGGUGGAAGACGACUUCGACGACAGCGAUGACGACGAGGAGAUGUUCGAUGAGAACGAGGGCACAGACGAAGAGGACGACGAAGAGUAAUCUUCCUUCCUACUCUUCACCUCACGAGACUGGCUACAUGCCAUGAUAUACUUCAUGAGCACCACGAGUACACGAACAGCAUCUAUCGAUUUGGGCAUGAUUUCAGCGAGGAGUUUGGGCGCGGGAUUCCGCGGCACGUAAAGCGCACGCAUACUACUUUUUGGGCCAUGGGUGGAGAGGCACGUUCCGUGUAGCGCAUACAGCAGACAGCAGUGCCCUCGACCACAGCUAUGACUAUCGCUCUAGUUCAAUUGAAAUUCAGUGAAAGACUCCUGAAAUUAAGUCUCGACGCGUUUGACGGUCGGCAU
Cercospora beticola is the source of this 1318-nucleotide messenger RNA. RefSeq lists its product as uncharacterized. NCBI's taxonomy places the organism in Eukaryota, Fungi, Ascomycota, Dothideomycetes, Mycosphaerellales, Mycosphaerellaceae. Gene Ontology annotation, molecular function: ubiquitin conjugating enzyme activity. The record is from RefSeq and is a predicted model, not a curated record. Gene Ontology annotation, biological process: protein polyubiquitination; ubiquitin-dependent protein catabolic process.